Mesocestoides corti is the source of this 252-nucleotide messenger RNA. The record is from the annotation of a GenBank genome assembly. Lineage: Eukaryota; Metazoa; Platyhelminthes; Cestoda; Cyclophyllidea; Mesocestoididae.
AUGGGAAGGCGGAAAAGUUCGCGUAAGCCGCCACCGAAGGCAAAAAUUAUUGAACCACUGCCUAAGCAGUUUAACUGUCCUUUCUGCAAUCACGAACGAUCAUGUGAAGUGGAAAUUGAUAGAGAUAAGGGCACUGGCUACGUGAAGUGUAGAAUUUGUCUAGAAGACUAUCAGACUUCCGUUAACUAUCUUAGCCAGGAAAUCGACGUUUACAACGACUGGAUUGAUGAGUGUGAAAUUGCUAAUGCUUGA